AGCUGUCUCACACCCCCUCUCCUCCUUGCGAGGUAGAGGAGAAUGAGUACUGGUUGAAUCCGUGCAUCUGUAUUGUGACUGUAAAUACCCCUCACGGCUGAGAAGAGUGAGGCGCCUAGCGAACGGUGACUUUGCUUCCUUCCUGAUAGGGCUCUACCUCUGGAGUUUUCUUGCCUCUCUGUCAGCUUCUUAAUUCAGUUUUUUUAUGUGGCGAAAGCCAUGAGAGGAUCUAUCAUCUUCAGCUUCUUUCUGGAGCCCUCCAAAGCCUGCUUCCCUUGGGUCUGUGUGCUCCCUGUUCUUAUCCUGGGAUUUCUCCUCAUUAUCCAUUUAAAAUUGCACCUUUCCCCCAGGCACUCCUGAGGCCCCGCUGAUUUUUUCUUCCCUGUAGCACUAACAGCCUUCUAACAUCAGGGAAGAUUUGCUUAUUCAUUUGUCUCCCCCACCCUGCCUCCCGCCUGUGGCAUUUCACGAGGGCAGAGAUUUUUGUGUUUUGCUCACCAGGGAAUUGUCAACGUCUAGCACGGUGCCUGGUAUGGAGUGGAGACUGAAUCCAUACUUGUAUGACACUGUUCCAAUUCAGUCCAGCGUGGUGUUAUGUGCUUGCCCAUCCCCAUCAAUGGUGAGGACCCAGACUGAGUCCGGCAUAGUCCCUGGCAUUCCCACCGGUGGUAGCAGACAGGGCCCCACCAUGGACAGCACUGCGGCCGAGUCCCGACCGAGCACCAACUCGCUGCAGCACACCACACAGCCGCCACCACAGCCUCGGAAGAAACGGCCUGAAGACUUCAAGUUUGGGAAAAUUCUUGGUGAAGGCUCUUUUUCUACAGUUGUCCUGGCCCGAGAACUGGCAACCUCAAGGGAAUACGCUAUUAAAAUUCUAGAGAAACGUCACAUUAUCAAAGAGAACAAGGUCCCGUAUGUAACCAGAGAGAGAGACGUGAUGUCACGCCUGGAUCACCCGUUCUUUGUUAAACUUUACUUCACAUUUCAGGAUGAUGAAAAGCUGUACUUUGGUCUUAGUUAUGCCAAAAAUGGAGAACUCCUUAAAUACAUUCGCAAAAUUGGCUCAUUCGAUGAGACGUGCACCCGGUUUUACACGGCCGAGAUGGUGUCAGCUCUGGAGUACUUGCAUGGCAAGGGCAUCAUUCACAGAGACCUGAAACCGGAAAACAUUUUGUUAAAUGAAGACAUGCACAUCCAGAUCACAGAUUUCGGAACAGCAAAAGUACUAUCCCCGGAGAGUAAACAAGCUAGGGCCAACUCGUUUGUAGGAACAGCCCAGUAUGUGUCUCCAGAGCUGCUCACGGAGAAGUCGGCCUGUAAAAGUUCAGACCUUUGGGCUCUCGGAUGUAUAAUAUACCAGCUUGUGGCAGGACUGCCGCCUUUUCGAGCGGGAAAUGAAUAUCUUAUAUUUCAGAAGAUCAUUAAGUUGGAAUAUGACUUUCCUGAAAAAUUCUUCCCUAAGGCAAGAGACCUUGUGGAAAAACUUUUGGUUUUAGAUGCCACGAAGCGAUUAGGCUGUGAGGAAAUGGGAGGGUACGGACCCCUGCGAGCGCAUCCGUUCUUCGAGUCCAUCACGUGGGAGAACCUGCAGCAUCAGACGCCUCCGAAGCUCACCGCCUACCUGCCAGCCAUGUCAGAGGAUGACGAGGACUGCUACGGAAACUACGACAACCUCCUGAGCCAGUUCGGCUGCAUGCAGGUGUCCUCGUCCUCCUCCUCCCACUCCCUGUCCGCCUCGGAUGCAGGCCUGCCGCAGACGGCGGGCAGCAACAUCGAGCAGUAUAUCCAUGACCUGGACACUAAUUCUUUUGAACUGGACUUAGAGUUCUCCGAAGAUGAGAAGAGGUUGUUACUGGAGAAGCAGGCCAGUGGAAACCCUUGGCACCAGUUUGUAGAAAAUAACCUAAUACUAAAGAUGGGUCCCGUAGAUAAGCGGAAGGGUUUGUUUGCACGACGACGACAGUUACUGCUUACAGAAGGGCCACAUUUGUAUUACGUGGAUCCUGUCAACAAAGUCCUGAAAGGCGAAAUUCCAUGGUCACAAGAACUCCGACCGGAGGCUAAGAAUUUUAAAACCUUCUUCGUGCACACGCCGAACAGGACGUAUUACCUGAUGGACCCGAGUGGAAAUGCUCACAAAUGGUGCAAAAAGAUCCAGGAAGUGUGGAGACACAGAUACCAGAGCCACCCAGAUGCUGCUGUGCAGUGACAGGUCUGCGGCUGCCACAGUCGCUGCCAGGACACUUGCCCCAGUGCGGCUCGCCGCCCUCCGGGACGCUUCCAGACCACCUGCCAGCCAUCUCAAGGGGGACGCAGACGGCGGAACCUUGCAGCUUUUUUAUUUAAAAGAAAAGAAGAAAAAAAUACCCAACCACACAAAGAACAAAACCAAUAACAAAAAGGAAUUCAGGGUCGCUUUGCUUGCUCUCUGUGCUCUGUGGAGGCUCCCCAAGCUCUCUUUGCCUUGGGGACCCAGCGCCGUGCACGUCCACCUGAUUCCCGCCCGGGCGAGUGGAACAGGCUCGGGUCACCAGCUCUGCAUCACAUGCCCUGGUCAUGCACCGGCCGGUCCUCCUGUGGCCGAGGGGAUGGGGUGUGUGUCUGGGCUCUUCCUGCCCCUAGGUCAUCACA
Callorhinus ursinus (northern fur seal) is the source of this 2634-nucleotide messenger RNA. NCBI's taxonomy places the organism in Eukaryota, Metazoa, Chordata, Mammalia, Carnivora, Otariidae. The record is from RefSeq and is a predicted model, not a curated record.